AUGGUGGAUCCAUGGUGGUCGUUGCUAGGAGCAGCGAUUCCAGCCGUGAUUGCAGGCCAGGCUUUCAGGAUCAAGAAGAAGAGAGCCGAGGAGCAGAGGCUGAAGAGCGCCAGGGGCAGGGAGAAGAGCUCCGACGAGAUCUUUGUCUGCGAGAGGGUGUGCACUUCCAAGAGGAUGUUGAAGAAGAUGGGCGCCCUGUCGAAAGACCCGAUCGUCGACACCUGUGUCACAGUCUGUGGCGUUUCGGAGAUCGAUGCCUGUGCGGAUGCCUGUGCUCGAACCGUGUGUGUGAACCAGCACCAGGUUCCCAACUGGAAUGAUGUUUGCCUGAGGAGGUGCCAGAGCGAGUGCCUUAGGCUCUCGAAUACCUCUGCUGCUUCUUGA
Messenger RNA from Linum tenue, 384 nucleotides. The record is from the annotation of a GenBank genome assembly. Lineage: Eukaryota; Viridiplantae; Streptophyta; Magnoliopsida; Malpighiales; Linaceae.